Molecule: messenger RNA, 2181 nt
Organism: Uloborus diversus
Lineage: Eukaryota; Metazoa; Arthropoda; Arachnida; Araneae; Uloboridae
Product: dynein regulatory complex protein 11-like
Exons: 14
Coding region: 1-2181 (726 amino acids)
Molecular function (GO): ATP hydrolysis activity; ATP binding
Source: RefSeq, a predicted model, not a curated record
AUGCGAUCAUCAACAUCUCAGGCUGUGUUGGAAGAAAAAAUGGGUUCAGUGACUUUCCUUGGGACUUAUAACAAACUAUGGAAAACGACUGUAGAAAAAUUAACAGAUAUAUUGCAAGAGGAAGAUGCAGACGAAGAUAAAGUUGAACAAGAGCGAGUGGCUACAGUGCAGAAAACUUCACUGAUGUACUUAAGAUUCAUAAAAAUUGCGAACAAUUUCAUAGAUUGUUAUGAGAACAUUUUGCAGCCUCAGAAAAGAAUACUCUUGCGAAACUUCGUGGACAACACGAUAGGAAGAGUCUUGGAAUUGAAACAUGAAUUGGUAUCUCUCGAAUUUUCGGAGUUUCAUUUCUUGGAUGACAAAUUGCUGUCAGCCAAAAUGGUACCAAAUCCUACUGAUAUAACAUCUUUAACAAAUUAUCAAUUAUAUGAUAUUGGAUUAGCUGUUGGAAAGAUUUUAGAUGACGAUAAAAAGCUGAAAUAUUUAAAUGAAACAUGGAAGCCUCCGUUGCGUUAUAGCUUUCCAACAAGAGCUGAAGGAAAGCAGAACCGUAAAUUUAGACGAGAAUGGUUGGAGCAGUACAAUUGGCUUGCUUACAGUGAGCUUUCGUCUGGUGGAUUUUGUAAAAUGUGCGUUCUGUUGCACCAACUGGAGCUGGAAUUGGAAAUCAGGAGUGAAUUUAUUGUUGGCGUCGAAAUAUCAGUGUGCUGUCUCAGUUUGACACUGAGGCUAAGUCAGCAGUUGCAAAGCCCGAAGCAGGAUUUGUCUUCUGCAUUAGCUAAUGUGUCUCAAGUUUUGGACACUUUUCGGAGUAAACCUUGGUCCGAAAUAAGGAUGCCACCGAAGGAGGCUUGGGGGACCAUUCAAGCCCAUGAGCGAGCCCGAAGGGGAAGAGUUGCUUUUGUCGAGGCUCAGAAGUUGUACGAAAUGAAGGAGGAGAACAAGAUGAAAGAAUACAGGAAGAGCUUGAAGAUCGACCUUACCGAAAAUACGCAACCGUCUGUAACAGAAGAAACAGAUAAGUUCCACGUUUUGCACCUUCUUGAUAGUUUAAAAAAAGACCGUCGGGAUGCCAUCGAUAAAAAUGAGAGAGAGUUUUUAGAAGCCACAGAAGCAAUAAAAAAAGACAUGCUGACUUAUGAAGCCCCAAAAGUUAUUGAAGAGCUUCAGGCCAAAAUUCGAGAAUAUUUUGAAAAAUACAGACAGAAACAUGGCGAAUAUCCUACGUAUCCAACUGAAGAGGAAGGUGGAUCAACAGCAAUGUUACAAACCGCUAUAGACGAUGAUAACGAAUUGGAGAAACCUAAGAAUGGAGCUUUAGGAAAAGAAAAAGUCAUUGAGAACAAGAAAGAGGAUAAAGAUGUUAAGGAAGAUGCGUUUGAGAGGGAUUUAGGAAAGAAAGGCAAAAAAGGAGGAAAGAAAGCGGGCAAGAAAGGCGGGAAAAAGGACAAAGGAAAAGGAAAAGGGAAGAAAGAAAAAGAUUUAACUCCUAAUAGGAGCUUUGAAUCGCUCGUCGAAGAACUAAUCAAGGAGAGGAUCAUCAUUAAUUAUCCGAAAUUCAAUCUAUCAGAUUUUGUCGGAGAUUACAAUUACGUGGGAUCAAUGAAGCAGUACGAGUGUGAUCCGGAGAAAGAGCCCGUCCCUUGCUUGGGAGACAUCAGGCGAGUGGUGAAUGAAUACUGCAUCCUACCCAUGGGUUCCCCAGCCAUACAUUCCAAGGGUGCUUUCACCAAAUCCGUCCUAUUCGUCGGUCCUCACGGGUGUGGGAAAAAAUCGCUGAUCUAUGCCAUCUGCAACGAAAUCGGUGCCACACUGAUGGACCUCUCUGCCGAAAAUGUGAAUGGCAAGUAUCCGGGAAAAGAAGGCCUCGACAUGUUGAUGCACCUGGUGUACAAGGUCGGGCGUCUAGCUCAGCCUACAGUCAUAUAUAUAAAGGAUGCAGAAAAUUACUUCUGGAGAAAGCAACCAGCAACGAGUAUUCUUGCGGAAGCAGUUCGUCUGAAAAAAGAACUGCCGAAGCUGAUGAAGGCGAUCACAAACGAUGACAGAAUCUUAAUUUGUGGAACAUCUGUAACCCCAUUUGAUGUUGACUUGAAAGGAAUGAGCUCCUGUUAUAGUAAAAUAAUUUGCAUUUACAGUCCAGACCAUAAUUGUCGAAGAGGUUCCCAACUUCAAAAUUAG